UGUGAUCUUUUAGCUCGUCUGCCGCUGGGUCCAAACCCGCGACUUCCUUUUCCGGCUACUGCCCGCGACUUCGCGAUUAGACACCAACCGGCUGGACUUCAGCCCAAAGAUCUUUGCUUCAGCCCACAAACGUGUUGGGGAUUGAGCGGCCGAUGCUGGGGGCGAUGAGGAGUGGGGCAACGCUGGUCUCCGUGCUGCUCUUCCUGGGCAGGGCCGCGGGCGGCGACGCCUGGCUCAAGCCCACCGACACCGACACCGACACCGAGGACUGUUUCUGUCACCUGACAGGUGUCUUGGAUGAUUGCUUCUGCGACAUAGAAAGUAUUGAUGACUUCAACAGUUACAAGAUCUUUCCUAAAUUGAAAAAAUUGCAUGAAAGAGACUACUUCAGAUAUUACAAAGUAAACAUGAAACGGCCCUGCCCCUUCUGGUUAAAUGACGGACACUGUUCAAUUAACGACUGUCAUGUGGAGCCUUGUUCUGAGAGUGAGAUACCAAUUGGGAUUAAAGCAGCUAAUUACAAUAAAGAAGUGAAUGCAGAAGAGUUGCAAGACUGUGAGGAGGCAAAUAAACUGGGCGCUGUCAACAGCACGUUGAGUAACCAAACAAAAGAGGCUUUCAUUGAUUGGGCAAGAUAUGAUGAUGCACAAGACCAUUUCUGUGAACUUGAUGAUGAGUUGUCUCCUGAUGCGGAAUAUGUGGAUCUCCUCCUAAAUCCUGAGCGUUACACUGGAUACAGGGGUUGGUCAGCUUGGAGGGUGUGGAACAGCAUCUAUGAAGAGAACUGUUUCAAACCUCGAUCUGUCUAUCGCCCUCUAAAUCCAUUGACACCUGGCAGAGGAGAUGACGAUGGCGAACCUUUCUACAACUGGUUGGAAGGUCUUUGCCUUGAAAAGAGAGUAUUUUACAGGUUAAUUUCUGGACUCCAUGCUAGUAUCAAUUUACACCUUUGUGCCAAGUAUCUCCUUGAUGAUAUGUGGGGAAGAGCAAAAUGGGGACCAAAUGUAGAAGAAUUUCGAUUUCGAUUUCACCCUGCUGAAACGAAAGGAGAAGGCCCAAGAAGAUUGAAAAACCUUUAUUUUUUGUACCUAAUUCAACUGAGAGCUUUGUCGAAAGUAGCUGUCUAUUUUGAGCGUUCAAUUGUGGACUUAUACACUGGAAAUACAACAGAAGAUACAAUUACCAAAAAGCUGCUACUGGAGGUUCUCAACGAAACCAAACUAUUUCCUAUGCACUUUGAUGAGAAGUCAAUGUUUGCAGGUGACAAGAAAGAAGCUAAGACUCUAAAGGAGGAAUUCAGGCUCCAUUUUAAGAACAUUUCACGGAUAAUGGACUGUGUUGGGUGUGACAAAUGCAGAGUAUGGGGUAAACUGCAGACUCAGGGUUUAGGUACUGCACUGAAGAUUUUAUUUUCUGAGCGGGAAAUUAAGAAUCUCCCUGAGCACAGCCCCUCAGCAGGCUUUCAGCUCACCCGACAGGAGGUUGUUGCUCUGUUGAAUGCAUUUAACAGACUUUCAACAAGCAUACACGAGUUGCAGAUUUUCAAAAUGCUGCUUACGGCUAAAAGGUAACGUGCUUUGGAAAUGACAACUAUGGAUACAGAGCAGAGACUGAAGUUGCCUAGUCUUUGAUGUUUGUCAGAAAUUCAGGGAUCCAGUAGCCAUUGCAGACUUCACGGUAUUGCGUUGGUAUGAACUACGUCCAGUUAAAAGCAGAGAUGAAUUGGGUUUGGUAAUAGAGAACAACUAUCUGUAUUUCAAUCAAUAACAUUUCCUUCUUAACCUAAUCCAAUGAAGUGCUCUUAAGAUAUUUGAGUAUUUCCAAACCUUCGGCAUUCACCAUGCGCAAGCUUUUUUCUGAUUUACUUGCAAAAUAAACAAGAAUCUGUUUAAAAAUACCACCAAACCUUACCCAUUAAGGAAAUUUGAAAUCCCUGCAGUGGUAGAUUUGUCUAUUAUUAAUGGAGUAUAAUUUUGUUUUUGAUCCCUGUGGUUUGAGAAAACUUUGUUGAACCCCAACAGUGUUGGCAAUGCAGUGUCUUCUUAAGUACCACAGUAUCUUCGAUCAUUGGCUUACUAAAAUUAUAAUUGACCCUUAAAAUUCUCAGAGAUGCAAUAUGCAUCUCUAAUAUAUAUAAGAUGCAAUUUCUGAAUCUGAAAACUUUUUCAAAAGAGAAUAUUCUGUUACUUUGGGGUGCAUAAACUGUCAUGGUGUCAUUUGUAUAUUGUGAUAAAAUGUGACUUUUGUAAUUAAAAAAAAAUAAAAGUAACCGUUAGGCUGGGUUGUAAUUUGACUGCUGUGCAAUGAAAUAUAUGGACUUUGAUGCAACAUUUAACAGUUAAAUCCUGUGGAGAAGGGUUUUUAAAUGUUGGUAAUCAAUUCAUAUAAUGGAUUUUAAGACUACUUCAGAAAAGCAUUUGGUGACUGUUACAAGGAUCUAUAGAACUCUUUAUUGUAUUAAAUGUAACUAUUUCUGCUUCAAACCUUGGUGAUGGUACACUAAAAUACAAAUCAAAAAGCAAUAAGGAAUUCAAUAAUCCCUGUUGCAUUAUCAGUGAUUAUCUUUUAUUUGAGGUCCAGUUUGGGUUUCGGAUGUUUGCCAGGUGCAUUCACUUGAAUAGGAAUAGGGGGGAAAGGGAGAGGCUGCUAUAAUGAAAAUGUGACACACACGACAGCGUUAAUUUUGUCAAAUUCCUACAAUUAACUGUUAUUUUAGAGGAUUCCAUAUUUGUAAUAUAUUUAUUUUAGUUGUUUUAAAUUGGCAAUUUGGCAUGUAUUAGUGGCCUCUAUUUGGAGAAGUCAAAUUAAUUUUAUCUAGUAUUGGUAGUCACGUUUUCUCCACCUGCAGCCUUUUUAAAAAGGCAUGCAUGACGUGAGCGAUGUUGGCAAGACCAGCAUUUAAUGCUAUCACUAAAUGCAUAUACGAAGGCUGUUGAACUGGCUAUAUAUAUAAUGCUUUCUUGUUCCUAUACAUAUACUACUUUUGUCCCUCUAUGGUAAAGUUUGCUAGCUGUCAAAAAAGCCUAGUUAAAUUCUGCAGUCUAGUUACUGGUAUAACCUGAGUUGGUACUGGUAUAAUCUGUUGCUGAUGGGAAGGAGUGGUUAAGGUGGUGGUGGCUUGCCAAUAAAAAGGGCCACUUUUUCCUGAGAAGUGUUUUGAACUGUCCUCAUCUUGGCAAGAGAAUACAUGUCUUUGUAGAUGGUGAUGAAAAUUUGAGAUGUCACAUGCCACAAAAUAGUCACCCUUUGAUCUGUAUUUACAGCAUUGUGUUUUUAUGUCUGAUCCUUUACGUUUUAGUUGCUAUGGACUCUUAAGAUUAGGAAGUGCAUGAAUAAUGAUUCCUUUGUUUUGAAUGGAAAAUCUCUCAUGUAUAGAAAAACAAGUUGCUAAAAGCAUGAGUUUCUAGUGCUAACAGUACAUUGAGUAAAAAUAAACUGCCGGUGAAACUCAGUGGGUCAGGCAACAUUAGUGGAAGGAAAUGAACAGAUGACUGUCCAUUUCCCUCAUUUGAUGCCUGAAUGAGUUCCUCCAGCUGUAUGUUUUGUGCUCAGGAUUCCAGCAUCUGCUAUCGCUUGUGUCUUCUAACUAAUAAAUUAAUAGUCUAACUAAAUGCAACAAUAAUUUCAUUCUGGCAAAUUAAAUAAGCUGCUGUUUUGAUCUACAGGGUACUUUCAGAGUGAAGUACAAAUGCUGAACCAUCAUUCUUUUCCUCAAAUGUUGCAUCACUCAAAUUCAGUUAAAAACUUGCAAUAUAAAGCUCCGUUAUAGUUUUCCAUCAAGGUCUUGUGGUCAAGAUCAAUAUAGGCAAGCAACUAAUAAAAGUGAUUGCAAAUUGCAAUACUUGUUUCUAAAUUACUGUAGAUGUUUUUAAAUUAGUAUAUUGAACACAUUUGCAAAAUGACUGGAAUAACCAGACCUGUGUGAACAAGCAAAAGUCCAACUAUUGCUUUAAGCUCAUUUAAAAAAACAACUGUCAUCUUUAAUAAUAGCUUCUGCACCUCGUUGCUUUAAUGCUUCCCUGAUUUGCAUUUGCAUGAUCAGCACUAAUAUUUCAGUGCAACUCUGCCCUGCCUUAAGUAAAACAAGUGCUCAGUUAAUGUGACAAAAUUGAUUGUAUUUUUUUUUGUUAUUUGAUUACUACUCGCCUAUGUUCUAGAUCAUUCCUAGUUAAGUUUGUCUCGAUCUACAUGUACCAAACAGCUGUUCAGUUUGGAACAAAAUGUUUUGAAAUGCAACCACUGUUUACCACACUUGUCAUAUUUAUUGAAAGAUAAAUAAAUUUUCUUGGUGAUCCACUUUCAAAA
Molecule: messenger RNA, 4305 nt
Organism: Leucoraja erinaceus (little skate)
Lineage: Eukaryota; Metazoa; Chordata; Chondrichthyes; Rajiformes; Rajidae
Gene: ero1b
Product: endoplasmic reticulum oxidoreductase 1 beta
Exons: 16
Coding region: 153-1571 (472 amino acids)
Biological process (GO): protein folding in endoplasmic reticulum
Cellular component (GO): endoplasmic reticulum membrane; endoplasmic reticulum
Molecular function (GO): thiol oxidase activity; protein-disulfide reductase activity; FAD binding
Source: RefSeq, a predicted model, not a curated record